GACACUGAACAGUGUGCCCAGGCUGUUGUUUUGUGUUGUCGUCCUAUUAUGGUUUGGGUGUUUUCUUCGUCUUUCAAAAUUCCAUCUCUAACAACACGCCCUCGUUACUCGUUAGUCUCAGCUACCUAAGGCCGCGUUUGCCUCUGUUGGAACUGGAAAUGGAGGAAGAAGAACCAGUGAAAACGACGACGCAUCAACAUGAACCUCGAAAGUGUUCUGAGAAGAAGACUGUGAGUGUGAGUGUGAGGGGUGAGAUUGAUACUUCUGUGCCCUUUGAAUCUGUGAAGGAGGCAGUUACUCGAUUCGGUGGCAUCGGUUUCUGGAAGCCUAUUAUUCCUUCUCUUCCGCUUCCUUUUCAUUCUCACCAUCAACACGGCGGAGAAGAGGUGGACGGUGCAAAACUGGAGGAGCAGGCCAUGGUGUUGGAGAAAGAAUUGAUCCUCAAAGAGAGGGAAACUCUUGAUGUGUUAAAGGAAUUGGAGAGUACCAAAAGGCUUGUUGAAGAUUUGAGAACAAAGCUACAGAAGGAGGAAGCCGAAGCCAAAGAGAAUGAAGAAAAUGUGUUGGAUGUUAGAAAGCAACAAGCUUCUAAGGAAGGUUUUAUUCCCUGCCCUUCGUCUUCUCCGGCUUUGAUACUAAUGGAAUUGAAGCAGGCCAAGUUGAACCUAACAAGAACUACUAAUGAUCUUGCUGAUGUUCGAGCUUCUGUCGAAUCGCUUAAUAAGAAAUUAGACAAGGAAAGAAUCUCGCUUGAGAGAACCCGCGAGAGGCUUAGUCAGAAUUCAUUGAAAAUAUCUUCUCUUGAAGAAGAACUUAAACAGACCAGACUUAGAAUAGAACUGGCAAAAGAUGCUGAAAUCAAGUGUGUUUCCGGUGACCCUUCGGAUAUCACGAGAGAGCUCCAUCGAUUGAGUUCUGAGACAGAGCAUUUCAAGAAAAUUGGAGAAGCCGCCAAGUCAGAAGUUUCGAGGACAAUGUCUGAGAUUGAACAGACUAGAAGUAUGAUAACAACUGCAGAAAUUAGAUUGGUUGCUGCCAGGAAAAUGAAGGAAGCUGCUAGAGCCGCUGAAGCAGCUGCCAUUGCAGAAAUCAAUGCUUUAUCUAAUCAUGAGAUUGAGAAUUCACCCGAAAAGCAUGAUGGUGUUACUCUUUCAUUUGAAGAGUAUACUUCUCUUGCCUGCAAAGCUCAAGAUGCUGAGGAACAAUACAAGAAGAAAGUUUUCAGUGCCAUGCUUGAAGUUGAUGAGGCGAAUUUGGAAAAAGAGAAAAUCUUAAAGAAGGCAGAGGAAGCUUUGGAAGAAUUGAAAUCCAGCAAGAAGGUCCUUGAUGAAGCUUUGGAAAGGGUCGAGGUGGCGAAUAGAGGGAAGCUAGUGGUAGAGGAGGCUCUAAGGAAGUGGCGGUCCGAGAGUCACAAGAGACGCUCCUCGGUACAAAAUUCUACCAAGUUCAAGACCUCUUAUCCAUCUCACCAUCAGAGAGAAUCAAUAUUACUUGAUGUGAAUGGAUUGAAUAUUGUAAAUGAUGAAACCAAGCCGGUUCUUAAGCCAACGCUAUCGAUAGGACAAAUACUGAGCCGGAAGCUGCUUCCGCCGCAAGAUAUUGAAUCCAUGUUGCCUGGAGAAAGAAGCUUUGUGAAAAGGAAGAUGUCAUUGGGUCAGAUGCUUGGCAAACAAAAUUCUGAUUCAUCCAUUGAUACACAAAUUGAGAAAGAAAAUGGACAGAAGCAGUUUUCUUCCAAGAGAAAGAAAUUUGGGUUUGUGAGAUUCUCACUUCUCUUGUCUAAACAACAAAAGAAGAAGAAGAAGAAGAAGCCAAUGUUGAAUUUGAGGUGAUAGAAUCAGUUUGAUCAAUUAAUAUGUUGUUUCAUCUUGUUUUCUAUGUACACGGUUGUUUGUAUAUUAAUCACCUAUUUAUGCUUCCUAUGCUACGUUCUAGUUCUAGAGUUCUUAACUUAUCCUCUUGAAAACUGGUAGUAUGAUAUUCAUUUGUCAGCUGUUUUUGUUGUGUU
Messenger RNA from Arachis stenosperma, 2008 nucleotides. RefSeq names its product WEB family protein At2g38370-like. Bases 159 to 1832 code for a protein of 557 amino acids. The record is from RefSeq and is a predicted model, not a curated record. The transcript is spliced from 2 exons. Lineage: Eukaryota; Viridiplantae; Streptophyta; Magnoliopsida; Fabales; Fabaceae.